ACACCAAAAAACAACAAAAGAAAAGAAUCCACUAUGUAGUCCAGGCUGGCCUCAAACUCACAUUGAAUCCGUCUGCCUCACCCUCCGAGGGAUUACAGGCCUGCACUACCACCCCCACUGGGCUAGAAAUAAAUUGAGUGAAAAAACCGGGCACAGGCUCUUAGCCACGUGUCUCUCAAGGCAGAGGGUGACCCUUCCCUGCUUGGGGACCCAGCACACACUGACCCUUGACCCCUACCCUAGAGGCCAGUGAACCAUUAACUCCUCCAGCUAGGAACCUUCCCACACUGGCCCCACCCCUGGCCCUGCCCCAGGCAGGUGGGCUAGGAGGGGAGCCUGCCCUCAGUGCUCUGACGUGGCCUCCACUGCACCUGGAAGCUUAGCCGUGUUCCCCUCCCCGACUCAGGAGCCUUUCCACGUCCACAGCGAGGCCUGCUGGGGACCUGAGGUAACAACUCUCAUGUUGCCAGGAAGGGUGAGGCCUGGGAAACAGGGGAUGGAGAGAUGGGGGAAGGUGAAGGGGCGGAGCCUGGGAGACCAAGGAUGGACGGUCAGCUCCGGCAGGCUCUGGGUCCGGAAGGUGCUCAAGGACUGGCAAACAAGAGGCUGCACCAGAGGAGCAGUGGGGGAGGCCAGAGGCCAAGCAGAGGCGGCUGCUGCAUGCGGGCGGGAGCAGGUGCAAGGACUGAAGGUUCCCGUCCCGGCUGGACAGCAGCAGUGGCCCUGACCCACUCCUCCUGUUCUUGCGGGCCCAGGCCUCAGGAUGUUCCGGGAGGAAUAGAAGCCGGGACCGAAGCCUCUCACCUCUCGUCCCCCAGGAUGGGGCCCCCGGCGCGGCAUCUGCUGGCCAGCCUGUGCGUUGGGGUGGUCUUGGGCUGGGCAGGGGGCUCAGUCCCCAACCUGGGCCCUGCGGAGCAGGAGCAGAACCAUUACCUGGCCCAGCUGUUCGGCCUGUACGGGGAGAACGGGACGCUGACCGCAACAGGCCUGGCCCGGCUUCUGCACAGCCUGGGGCUGGGCCGGGUUCAGGGAAUUCGCCUGGGACACGGACACCAUGGGCCUCCAACUGGCCGUGCAGCACCCCCACCUGGAGACAACCUCACACACAGGCUGCAGGACCCCGAGCUGAGUGUGGAUGUCUGGGCAGGGAUGCCUCUGGGACCCUCUGGGUGGAGUGACCUGGAAGAGUCAAAAUCUCCCCACCUACCCCAGGGGCCAGCCCCCUCGGGCCUGGACCUCUUUCACAGGCUUCUGUUGCUGGACCAUUCGUUGGCUGACCACCUGAAUGAGGAUUGUCUAAAUGGCUCCCAGCUGCUGGUCAAUUUUGGCCUGAGCCCCGCUGCUCCGCUGACCCCGCGACAGUUCGCUCUGCUGUGCCCUGCGCUGCUUUACCAGAUCGACAGCCGUGUCUGCACCCAAGUUCCAGCCCCAGCCCCUCCAGGAGACCUACUGCCUGCCCUGCUUCACAGCGCCCUGGCAGUCCUGCUGCUCAGCCUCCCUGCCCCCCUCUCCCUGCUGCUGCUGCGCCUCCUGGGACCUCGUCUGCUGCAGCCCCUGCUGGGCUUCCUGGGGGCCCUGGCCGUGGGCACUCUUUGCGGGGAUGCGCUGCUCCACCUGCUGCCACAUGCACAAGGAAGGCAGCACACGGGACCUAGCGGGCGACCCGAGGAGGAUCUGGGUCCAGGGCUGUCGGUACUUGGAGGCCUCCUCCUGCUCUUCCUGCUGGAGAACAUGCUAGGGCUUUGCGGGCACAGAGGGCUCCGGCCAAGAUGCUGCGGACGAAAGAGAAGGGCACUCAGAACACCGAACCCAGACCCCGAAGACAGCGCCGGGAUGGCCCUUCGGCCCCUGCAGGCAGCUCCAGAGCCAGGGGCUCGCAGCCAGAGGGAACAGAGCAGCCAGUCGCCCCCGCCACCAGCCCCUCCUGGGCACCCAGGCCACAGUCACGGGGACCGGGGUGGCAGCAGUGCCAGCACCACGUGGAUGGUCCUCCUGGGAGACGGUCUGCACAACCUCACUGACGGGCUGGCCAUAGGCGCUGCCUUCUCCGACGGCUUCUCCAGUGGCCUCAGCACCACCCUGGCAGUCUUCUGCCACGAGCUGCCCCACGAGCUGGGUGACUUUGCGAUGCUGCUCCAGGCAGGCCUGUCCUUCCAGAAGCUGCUGUUGCUGAGCCUCGUGUCCGGAGCCUUGGGGCUGGGGGGUGCAGCCCUCGGGGUAGGGCUCAGCGUGGGCCCCGUGCCCCUCACCCCCUGGGUGUUUGGCAUCACUGCUGGGGUCUUCCUCUACGUGGCCCUCGUGGACAUGCUACCAGCCCUGCUUCGUCCUCCCGAGCCCCUCCCUGUGCUCCAUGUGCUACUGCAAGGGCUGGGGCUGCUGCUGGGGGGCGGCCUCAUGCUCACCAUAGCCCUGCUGGAGGAGCAGCUGUUGCCCCUGGUCUCUGAUGGCUGAGGGGGGCCAGCGGCAAGGGGUCCAGAGUGCCCUUCCUUCCCCCCAACCACAGGAAUGGAGGCGGGACACAGGGCCAGUAGGAGCAAUAGGAUUUUAAUAAACAGAACCCAUCCCAAAGCCAUGACUACGACAGUUGUACUCGCACCAAAACAGCAUAGAAAACCGGGGUGUGGUGGGAGGGCUCAAAGCAGGUUGGGGGAGGACAAGAGUAGGGGCCUGGAGGGGGCAGGGUGCGUCCAUCUUCAGGGAGAGCGUUGUGCUUUAGCCCAGGGAGGAGAGGAGGGGUGGGACAAAUGCACCGAGGUCCCCACUUUUUCCUAUUGCCCUCAGCACCCCGGGGAUGCAGGCAUCUGGGCACAUCUGCCCUUUAUUGCUGCCCACCAGCAUGAAACACCCCCGACCCCAACUCUAGCACCACAGGGGGAUCCAGGGCGGGGGAGGGCAGGAACGGGCAAAUUGCUUAGAGAAAGAU
Molecule: messenger RNA, 2923 nt
Organism: Chinchilla lanigera (long-tailed chinchilla)
Lineage: Eukaryota; Metazoa; Chordata; Mammalia; Rodentia; Chinchillidae
Gene: Slc39a5
Product: solute carrier family 39 (zinc transporter), member 5
Exons: 10
Coding region: 505-2451 (648 amino acids)
Biological process (GO): BMP signaling pathway; zinc ion import across plasma membrane; intracellular zinc ion homeostasis
Cellular component (GO): membrane
Molecular function (GO): zinc ion transmembrane transporter activity
Source: RefSeq, a predicted model, not a curated record